Molecule: messenger RNA, 2407 nt
Organism: Trifolium pratense (red clover)
Lineage: Eukaryota; Viridiplantae; Streptophyta; Magnoliopsida; Fabales; Fabaceae
Product: CWF19-like protein 2
Exons: 10
Coding region: 1200-2105 (301 amino acids)
Biological process (GO): mRNA splicing, via spliceosome
Cellular component (GO): post-mRNA release spliceosomal complex
Source: RefSeq, a predicted model, not a curated record
ACAUAAGAACUCAUCUCUUCCCGCCUCUGUGUGUCUCUGUCUGCUUCUCCACAUCCUUCCUUCUUCGAUCUGCUUCGCAACAAAUUGAACGGUUCCCUUCCUAAGUUGCUGCUUACAUCGAGAAGCUCUACACACGACGAGCAACAUAACAGUGCCAAGAACAAAUCUCAGGGACUGUAUACUUUUAAGGACUGAAACUUGUUUGGUGGCUCUAUGAUUAUGAUCUAAAGAAGUAUAUAUGGUGGGAAAAAUCUUAUAAAUGUCUUCUUGAAUACAUUUAGAUCAAAUGACCUGAUGCUGAGUCAGUGCGAGCAUGAAUAUCGUCUAACACUGCGUCAUGUUCAAGACAAAGGUCAAGUUCAUCCCGUCGGGAGCUCUUCGGCUUAAACUGAAGCAUUCAUUAAAGCUUUACUUUGAGUUGCAAAUGGGACAAAUUUGAACUGUUAGAUUAUGGCUGCUCGAUCCCUGUUUACGUGGCCAACACAUAUUCUUUUGGUACUAGGUACUUUUUGGUUUAUUUGGUCAAAGAGCCUUUUCGUAUGGAGUGUCUCCACCACAUGAUACAAUAAUGGAUGAACUUUCUGCUAGAUGAAAGGAAGCUAGGAGGAAGGUGUUGGAGUCUCUUAUAGAGUUACAUAGUGUAUUAGAAUGAAAAAAGCUAAGCUUUAUAUAAAUAUAAUUUUGUCUGUAUGUAUUGUACUUACCAUUCCUAGGUUACCAAUUGUCUGUAUGGAUUGGAUAAGAUCUAGCGGAAAAUUUAAAAAUUUUUAUAUUGUGAAAACAAAAAAAAAUUCACAAUAUAAAAAAAAAUUGUCUGUAUUGAGAGAGAGAGAGAGGGGCCACUCCUAGGGCAAACCUAGGGCGGCCGUAUCGGUCACCGCUUUCAUCGGAAGUAAGGCACAUACGGGGGUAGAACUGAACGAUGGUGGAGAAUGGACUGAGGUGAGGCAUAGACGUCGGAAAGAGCUAAGACAGGUCGAUGGAGGUUAUAACAGGAUAUGACAGAGAAGGCACUACAGGUCUCAAUCGAUCACUCCUCCUAGACAUCAUUUAUCAAACGAUCAGCAUCAGUGGUCUCAUCAUCGCGCGCGAGAUCGCCAUAAGAUGGGAGAGAAGAAGCAAAGGUUAUAAACACAAUACAAGGAAAUCAAGAUCUUGCAAUUAGAUCAAAAACUGAGGGAAGUUCUAAAAGGUAUGCUAUGCAGAGGAUAUCUGUUGAACAGAAGAAAGGAGAGGAUGAUGCCGAUAUGCAUCUUGCUCGCAAUAUAAUGCAGAACAAGCAGUUUAAAGUUUCUACUCAGGCAGACGAUGAAUAUGACUUUGAAGAUGGUCCAAGCAGAAAGAGUAGAAAGAAACAAGGGGGUGAAGACCCCAAAAAUAUCCAAAAAAAGACAAAUGCAAAUCGAUUCUUGACCCAGAAAGAACGUUGCCUCUUUUGUCUAGAGAAUCCAAAUCGGCCUAUGCAUCUUGUGGUGUCUAUUGCAAAUUUCACAUAUCUUAUGUUGCCACAGCGGCAGCCCUUGGUACCCGGUCAUUGCUGUAUUCUACCCAUUCACCAUGAAUCAGCUACGAGAACCGUGGAGGAUAAUGUGUGGGUAGAAAUUAGAAAUUUCAAAAAAUGUCUUAUUAUGAUGUUUGCAAAGCAAGAUAAGGAAGCGGUGUUUCUUGAAACUGUGAUGGGAUUGGCUCAGCAACGGCGCCAUUGUAUGAUUGAGUGCAUUCCUUUACCCAAAGAUAUUGCUAAUGAGGCUCCUUUAUACUUUAAAAAGGCAAUUGAUGAAGCAGAAGAUGAGUGGAGCCAGCACAAUGCUAAAAGACUCAUUGAUACAAGUGAAAAGGGGUUGCGCAACUCCAUUCCCAAGGACUUCCCAUAUUUUCAUGUAGAGUUUGGUCUAAACAAAGGUUUUGUCCAUGUUGUCGAUGAUGAAAAGCAGUUUAAGAGUAAUCUUGGCUUGAAUGUCAUUAGAGGCAUGCUGCAUUUGGCUGAGGAAGACAUGUAUAGACGUCAAAGGUACGAGGCACUGGAGGUGCAAAAGCAAGCUGUUUCCAGUUUUUCCAAAGAUUGGGGACAUUUUGACUGGACAAAGCAGCUACAUGAAACAUAACAACACAUUAUACAGAUUUGGCUACAUUGACAUCUUACGAAUUAUCCUUUUUCCAAUAGAAACAAAUCAUUGUAACCGAUCGCCAAGAGAUAGCAGUUUCUCCACAUGUAAUGUAAGGUAGUGAUAUAACCUGUUCAUGGUCGGGCUUUAUGAAAAUGAGGGAAUAUCCAAAACCAGUAAGCUAUCGUAUUAAAAAGUUCUAAUGCUAUAAGCAUUUCAUAUAAGCUGUUUAUACAAAUGGACCCAUAGUCUAUUUAUUUGUGCUCAAAAUUUGGAAAUAAUAUUAAAAAAUUAUUCCACAA